This is a messenger RNA of Orbilia oligospora ATCC 24927, 381 nucleotides long. RefSeq lists its product as uncharacterized. The transcript has a single exon. Bases 1 to 381 code for a protein of 126 amino acids. NCBI's taxonomy places the organism in Eukaryota, Fungi, Ascomycota, Orbiliomycetes, Orbiliales, Orbiliaceae. The record is from RefSeq and is a predicted model, not a curated record.
AUGAUUACGGAUUCUCUGGUCAAAACCGAAGCCGUACGCUCUAAGCGUCGGGCAGGAUUCCGGGGCCAGGACGUUGCUCGGCUGAUCGAAAAACUCAAUGCUAUAAGAUUUCACUGCUUUAAAAGAUAUCUGCACGGUUCCCCGGGACACUGGUCUUUCAUCCUCCGAAUGAUGGGGGUAACCGAUGCAGUCGGUAUGAUACCGAAAGGUAGAGGAACCUUGGUAUGGCCUGAUGAGGAGAGGUUUUUAAAAAGCGAGGUUCCAUGGUGGAAGUCUGAACCGGGGUACAUGGAAAGGCUCAAGAAGUGCCUGGAAAUAUAUCCGGACGGGAUGCGCUUCGAGAGCGAUCAACAGCAGUACGAGUAUUGGGUAAUCCAGUGA